Hyaena hyaena (striped hyena) is the source of this 792-nucleotide messenger RNA. RefSeq names its product NADH:ubiquinone oxidoreductase subunit S6 (gene NDUFS6). The record is from RefSeq and is a predicted model, not a curated record. Bases 37 to 411 code for a protein of 124 amino acids. The transcript has 4 exons. Gene Ontology annotation, biological process: mitochondrial electron transport, NADH to ubiquinone. Lineage: Eukaryota; Metazoa; Chordata; Mammalia; Carnivora; Hyaenidae.
GCGUCGGUGCGCCGGGUCAGGGGUCAGCCCGCAAAGAUGGCGGCGGCGGUGACCUUCUGCCGGCUGCUGGGCCGGGGGGGUCCGGCGGCGCUGAGCCUGCCGCGCGGCGCCAGGUGUCUAGCGGCGCGGACUUCGCCGACCGGGGAGAAGAUUACGCACACCGGCCAGGUUUAUGACGAUAAAGACUAUAGGAAAAUUCGAUUUGUAGGUCGACAGAAAGAGGUGAAUGAAAACUUCGCCAUUGACUUGAUAGCUGAGCAGCCCGUGAGCGGAGCCGACAGUCGUGUGGUCGCGUGCGAUGGCGGCGGGGGGGCUCUUGGCCACCCGAAAGUGUACAUAAACCUGGACAAAGAAACAAAAACCGGGACGUGUGGCUACUGCGGACUGCAGUUCAGGCAGCAGCAUCACUAGGGCGGCCGGGCCGGCGCCUCCGCAUCCACGCGGGCCGGGGCGCCACCGUCUGAAUAAAGGGCGCUGUGACCCAGGCCGCCGAGCCGCUGUGGUGCUGCUUUCACAGACCGGGACUUGGGAACAAGCGCUCCUGGGAAGCGCAGCCUGAAGCAGGGUCCUCCCAGCGAGCGAUUGCAGGGGGGGCGGGGACGGGAGGGGGAAGGGCUUCUCAGACUCUGCAGAGGAAAUGGAGAUUUGUCAGGCUCAGGGACUCCCCUGGGGGCCGGUGCUGGGUUCAGGCCUCCACCCUGUGACUGGAAACGCAUGCUCUCCCUGCCACUCCCCUGCAUUCAUGCUUCUCUGUUCUCAUCUUUAGGCUGAAAUACAGACUCUUAAAGCCCA